Molecule: messenger RNA, 1413 nt
Organism: Xiphias gladius (swordfish)
Lineage: Eukaryota; Metazoa; Chordata; Actinopteri; Istiophoriformes; Xiphiidae
Gene: cadm3
Product: cell adhesion molecule 3
Exons: 11
Coding region: 175-1413 (412 amino acids)
Biological process (GO): homophilic cell-cell adhesion
Cellular component (GO): presynaptic membrane
Source: RefSeq, a predicted model, not a curated record
GAGGAGGCUCCGGACAAGCGACUGCUGCGCAUCAAAGCGGGGACCUUACUGGGGACCUUAUUGGAGACCAGCGCCAACAAAACCCGACUCCGGAGGCGGAAUCUAACGGUGACUCUCCAGAGCUCCUCUGCCCUCCUGAGGAUUCAGUGAGACAGGCGGAUCUGUGCGCCCACCAUGGCCUUCCCAUCAGCCCCCUCAGCACUAUGGAGUGCCAGCUUAUUGACAGUACUACUCGCAGCUGCGGUUCACAGCAACAUUGUCUACGACGAUGACCCCUUGCAGCCAGUGACCUCAGAUGAGACGGUGUCCGUGGGGGGCACGGUGACACUGACCUGCCGGGUGGCUGAGAGCGACAACUCCUCACUGCAGUGGUCCAACACUGCACAGCAGACCCUGUACUUUGGAGAGAAGAGAGCGCUCAGAGAUAACCGAAUCCAGUUGCAUCGCUCGACACCCACUGAGCUUUCCAUCACCAUCUCUGACGUGCAGCUGUCUGACGAGGGAGAGUACACCUGCUCCAUCUUCACUAUGCCAGUCCGCACCGCCAGAGCCACUGUCACCGUGCUAGGUGUGCCCGGUAAACCUCAGAUAUCGGGCUUUGAGAAUGCAGUGCCGGAGGGGGGCAAAGUCACCCUGACCUGCACCAGUACUGGCAGCAAACCCCCCGCCAGGCUGAUCUGGUACCGCGGAGACCAGGAGCUGGAAGGGCGUCCAGACGUGGUGGAGCCCGUUCCAGACGAUCCCACGUACAACGUGAGCAGCGAGCUAACCCUGGAGGUUAGCCGCAACGACGACAACACCUUCAUCACCUGCGCCGUCGACCAUCCCUCUCUCGCCCCGGGGGACAAGAGGAGCGAGCAGGCUCUGCGGGUGUUGUAUUCCCCUAAUGUGGUGAUCCAUCCUGAGAGCGAUUUGCCCAGAGAGGGGGAGAAGUUUUAUCUCGAGUGUUUGGGCAACGGCAACCCAGAGCCCACCUCCUACAUUUGGGAGAAGAAGGAUGGAGAGCUCCCCCCGCUGGCAAAAGCCGACGGUGCUUUCCUGCGCUUCGAGAUGCUAAACAAAUCAGAUAAUGGCGUCUACCUCUGUCAUGCCGACAACGGCAUUGGAAACAACCAGGGGGAGUACACACUCCUGGUGCAAGAUGCUGCAGACAACAUUGCAGACCCCACAGCCAUGUUGACCUCUUCAGGGGUUGACCACGCUGUGAUCGGAGGAGUGGUGGCUGUUAUCGUCUUCAUCCUGCUCUGCCUCCUCAUCGUCCUCGGCAGAUACCUCAUCAGACACAAAGGUCACCUGCUCACAGAGAAGCCAAGGGCUACACCCGAUGCCCCAGCGGCAAACCGGCUCGCAGCCAUCAUCAAUGCGGAGGGAGGCCAUUCCGGAGCAGAGGACAAGAAGGAGUACUUCAUCUAG